Messenger RNA from Marasmius oreades (fairy-ring Marasmius), 396 nucleotides. RefSeq lists its product as uncharacterized. The record is from RefSeq and is a predicted model, not a curated record. Lineage: Eukaryota; Fungi; Basidiomycota; Agaricomycetes; Agaricales; Marasmiaceae. The coding region runs from base 1 to 396 and encodes 131 amino acids. The transcript is spliced from 4 exons.
AUGGAUAGGACACUACUAUGGCUCUUCUCCGUUCACCCUACACGACCUCUUAGCGUCAUUUCUUCCUCUGCUAGAUCCCGGUCAGCAUUCGGCUCUUUGCUAGGUCACCACUCGGACUGUUCUUGUCUUGGGCAAGGUCGUGUAAACAAGAAGCAGGGCCGGUUUUCACGGACCUCCGAGUUACUUACUUUCUCCAACGUGUCCCGACUCCCAUCGAUCGAAAAUACAUGUAUAGAUGAGAGAAAAUUAAAGGCUCAGUUAUAUGUCCUCGAUACCUUGCGCUCCAAGUCCAAGGAGAUUAUGCCUCGAGGCCAGUGUACUCCCUCCGAAGUAUCAUGUGGAUGGAGAACUCUGCUCACGUAUCGUGGAGAGCUAUGGAGUGUCCAUCUCCAGUGA